UAUCGUAGAAACCGCGUCUUCGAGAGCCGAAUAAAAAUAAGACCUUUUUUCAUUCCUCCCCAAAUCUUUCUUUCAAUUCGGCGAUUUCACGCCAAUUUCAAACCCUAGUUUGCCUGAUUUGCUGCCAUUUCACCCUAUUUCUCCUGGAUUUCGAAGGAUUUUGGGUUAGGAUCAGAGCAAUAAACUAGCAGGUUGAGCUUUACACUCUUGAGGAUUUUGGUAAUGGCAGAGAGGGGUUGUGUGAAACGGCUUCAAAAGGAAUAUCAUGCACUUUGCAAGGAACCAGUUCCCCAGGUUGUUGCACGGCCUUUGCCUAAUGAUAUCCUAGAGUGGCAUUAUGUACUUGAGGGCAGCGAAGGCACUCCUUUUGCUGGUGGAUGCUACUAUGGAAAGAUUAAAUUCCCGCCUGAUUAUCCAUAUAAGCCUCCUAGUAUCAGCAUGAUAACUCCCAAUGGCCGAUUUGCUCCUCAAAGAAAGAUCUGUCUAUCCAUGAGUGACUUUCAUCCUGAAUCGUGGAAUCCAAUUUGGUCGGUAUCAAGCAUAUUAACGGGGCUUCUUUCCUUCAUGAUGGAUGAUGGUCAGACAACUGGCAGCAUUAGGACAUCUGAUGAUGAAAAGCGACAGCUUGCGAAGGCUUCACUUGCCUACAAUUGCGAGAGCAAAAUCUGCCCAAACUUCAAGAAGCUCUUCCCAGAAUAUGUAGAGAAGUACAAGCAGGAAAAAUGUCCAGCAGAGCUGCCUGCAGCAGAGGAGCAGUUGCAGGAACUACCAUCGAUGCUUGUAGCGAGAGCACAUGAAAGAGCUGGCCAAAUUGAAGCUGAGAACAAACAGGAGAUUGUUCCUAAACCAGCAUUUAGGGGGCAGACAAACAAAAUACCAGUAUGGCUUUUGCUGCUUAUGUUCUCUCUCUUUGGCAUUGUCAUGGCCUUGCCUUUGCUUCAGCCAUGAUUCUCAGGCUGUUCAACUGACCUGUCAACGCGGCAAGUGCUUGUGGGUUCAUCAAAUACCCCCCAUCCCCAUGUUAGUUGUGGAACUGGCUUGAAGAAUUGAGCUCUUGCAAAAUUUUGUAUAGAAGGUUGGUUGGUUCAUGGUGUGGUGCUGUUUGUAGUAACCUGACACCCUACCUUUGUCAUCUUUUUUUCUUUCCUUUUGUAAUGGUGAUGGUACCUGCCUAAAUCCAGUUCUGCCUUUUUUCUCCUCUGCUAAUUUUCUUGUUUGUUGUUUAAAUUCUUAAUGGCCAGAAGCAAGAUAUGCCCCUUAUUCAUUUUGCUCAA
This is a messenger RNA of Dioscorea cayenensis subsp. rotundata (Guinea yam), 1274 nucleotides long. RefSeq names its product probable ubiquitin-conjugating enzyme E2 33. Lineage: Eukaryota; Viridiplantae; Streptophyta; Magnoliopsida; Dioscoreales; Dioscoreaceae. The record is from RefSeq and is a predicted model, not a curated record. The transcript has 10 exons. Bases 223 to 948 code for a protein of 241 amino acids.